CGUUUUCCACUGAAGUGCGUGAAUUUCAUACCAAACCCAUACUUCGCAUUCCACCUUUACUGUCAAACCGGGAGAAAUAUUGCAGAAAACAAAAGAGCACCGAGAUAAAUAUAACUUUAGCGAAAUAAACCUCGUCCUGCUCUAUCGGUAGAGGUGUUUCCUAAUAAAGGGAAAUUGUCAGAGAGAAACGACAGAAGUGUUUGGAGAGAUCGUUCACCCCCUUUUCGACGUUAUCAGUACCUGUGUAGCGUGGGGGCUCGUGGCAGGGCCCGGUAGGAGCCGGCACCAUUGCGUCCAACAAGUGGAGUGCCAACGGCAGCCCGGAGCAGGGGCUGGAGGAUGGGGCCGAUGAACUGGACAAGGCCAUGGACGGAGAUGCAGAGGGCGUGUGGAGCCCCGACAUCGAGCAGAGCUUUCAGGAGGCACUGGCCAUCUACCCGCCCUGUGGUCGCCGCAAAAUCAUCCUGUCAGAUGAGGGGAAGAUGUACGGUCGCAAUGAGCUUAUUGCCAGAUAUAUCAAGCUGAGGACAGGCAAAACCCGCACAAGAAAACAGGUAUCUAGUCACAUACAGGUGUUAGCACGGAAGAAAGUCCGAGAGUAUCAAGCAAGUAUAAAGGCCAUGAACUUGGAUCAAGCGUCUAAAGACAAGGCUCUCCAGAACAUGGCGGCUCUUUCCUCUGCUCAGAUUGUGUCUCCGAGUCUCAUCAAGACCUCCCUUCCACCUCUUCCACAGUCCCCUUACCCUCCAGCCGCACGGUUCUGGCCGACCCCCAUCCCAGGUCAACCUGGACCCUCUCAGGAGCUGGUUCUUAAGCACAACCCAGGAAGAAGUCCUGGGCUAGGCCGCACCAGCUACGCCAUCAAGCCAUUCGUAAAUCCCUACCCCAACUUGUCAGGACCCGUUCAGUCCACAAUAUCAGCAUAUGAAUCUCUGGCUCCGCCUCCUCCGCCGGUGGCCACAGCAGUGCCCGUGUGGCAGGACCGCACCAUCGCCUCCUCCAAGCUGCGUAUGCUGGAGUAUUCAGCCUUCAUGGAGCUGCCGCAGGACCAGGACUCUUACAGCAAGCACCUGUUUGUCCACAUUGGUCAGACGAACCCGUCGUACAGUGACCCUCUGCUGGAGGCGGUGGACAUUCGGCAGAUCUACGACAAGUUCCCUGAGAAAAAAGGCGGACUAAAGGAGCUGUACGAGAAGGGCCCGCAAAACGCCUUCUUCCUCGUCAAAUUCUGGGCGGAUCUGAAUAACAGCAGUGUUCAGGACGGACCAGGCUCUUUCUAUGGCGUCAGCAGUCAAUACAGCAGCUCUGAGAACAUGACCAUCACCGUCUCCACCAAAGUCUGCUCCUUCGGCAAACAGGUGGUGGAGAAAGUGGAGACGGAGUACGCUCAUGUUGAUGGAGGAAAGUGUUUGUAUCGCAUCCAUCGCUCUCCCAUGUGCGAAUACAUGAUCAACUUCAUCCACAAGCUCAAGCACCUGCCGGAGAAAUACAUGAUGAACAGCGUAUUAGAAAACUUCACCAUCUUACAGGUGGUGACCAACAGGGAAACCCAGGAGACUCUACUGUGUAUAGCGUUUGUAUUUGAAGUGUCGACGAGUGAACACGGGGCACAAUACCACGUCUAUAGGCUCAUCAAGGACUAGCAGCGCAUCGGUCAACAGACACCUGUUGCUUUGCACAGACGCUCCAGCACACGCUUGGAGGAAAACGCCAAAUUGUCCAAACAUCGGAGGAAAACGCCUAAAUGUUACAAAAAAUACCAAAUGUUUUGAUCCUGGUGCCGAAUUUGAGUCUUUGAGGACGUAAAAAGAUAUAGUAUUACUCUGUUUAAAAAGAAAAGAACGUGUUUUUUUGUAUUUGUUUUUAAAUGCCUUAAAUACAGAAUGGGUCAUGUUGGUUUUGUUGCAUAUACAGAAAUGGUAGAUGUUUUUAAGCUUUGUUGUGUCUCCACAGAGGGAAUGUGAAGGUGUUGAUGGAAGAGAACGUCAUAAAAAAGACAAUGUGUGCUGUUUAUACGCAGCGCACGCAGCAUUUUACAGUUAUAUAAUGGUGAAUCUCGAAAAAAUCUCAUUUUACCCCUGAAAUUAAAAGAAAAUGAAACAUUUAUUUUAAUGAAUGAUGUUAAAUGCCAGGCAGUUGUGUUUUUUUAAUUUUAAAGCUGAUAAUAUAAAAAAACAACUAAAUAUAAAAAAUAAUUUUUAAAACAUUUAUAUUUGUAAAAAAUCAAAUAAAAGGCAACGCUAACAUAAUGCUUUUUACAGUAAUGAGAAAUGAAAAGCUAUUCAAUAAGUCUGUCAUGAAAAAAGACAAUGUGUGCUGUUUAUAUAGAGCGCUCACAGCGUUUUACAGUUAUAUAAGGCUAAACUUCUGGAAAAUCUCAUUUUACUCUAAAAUGAAAGAAAAUCAUACUGUAUGCUCGUUUUACAUGAAGACAUUAAAAGCUGUUUUUAAAAUCUGUUCAACAUUUAUUUUAAUGAAUAAUUUUAAACACCAGGCAGUUGUUAUUUUGACUUAAAAUUUGAUUUUACAUAAUUUAAUAUAAUGUAUAUAAUAAGUAUAAUAAGAUAAGUAAAUAACAGUUUUAUAAAAGGCAAUGCUAACAAUGCAUUUUUACAGAAAUAAGAAAUUAAAAGCUAGUUAAUAAGCCUGUUCUACAUUAAUUUUUUAAUGAUUGAUGUUAAGCACAAGUCAGUUGUUAUUUUGACAUUGAAACAGAUAAAACAUUUAAUCUAAAAAGCAUUUUUUUUAUUAAAAUUUGCAUAAAAUACAAUUAAAGGCACUGCAAACAUGAUUUAUUUUUCUUUUUUUUUACGUUAAUGAGAAUUGUGGAAAAAAAACCUGAUUAUUAGUCAUCAAUAUAGUUAGAAAAAUCAAUAAUCAGAGUCAAGUAACAAGAAUCAAGUAAUAAAUUAAAAUUUGUAAAAAAAAAUAAAAUAAAAAGAAAUGCUAUCAUGAUAUAUUUUUACAGUAAUAAGAAAUAAAAAGCUAUUCAAUAAGUCUGUUCUACAUUUAUUUUAAUGCAUAAUGUUAAAUGCCACGCAGGCAGUUGUUUUUUUUAUUUUAAAACUGAUAUAAAAUCCAAUUAAAAAUAAUAUAUACAUUUUUAAAAAUAAAUUAAAUCAAAUAAAGGGCAAUGCUAACAUAAUGCAUUUUUACAGUACUAAUAAUUGAGAAAAAAAUGUAGUAACACUAUUACACACUAUGAAUCAUCUAUUAAGCAUUAACAAAUAGUGAGUUUAUUUAAGCAUUAAUUCUACAUUAAUAGACAUUAGUAAACAGUUUAUAACUGCAGAUACAAAUGCUCUAUUGCUGACUUGUAAACACAUUUAUAAUAUGUUUAAUGAUUGUAUUUUCAUACUUUGUUACUAAUUAAUCGUUCAUUAAUUAAGUAUUGCAUUAUUUAAGAGUAGUUGGAGGUUUUUAAGAUAAUUCAGAAAGAGUUAGUACAUGAUUAUUAAACUAUUGAAAUCAACGUUCAUAUAUAUUAUUAUUCAGGCAUAUAUUAAUGCUUACUAUGCAUGUUAACAAAUGCUUUAUUAACUUAACUUCAUGCCGUUAUGUGAUCUAAUUUAAAGAGAGGACUCUUUAUAUACUUUAUAAAUCCCUUAUAAUUGACAAUUAAAGCCUCAUUCUCAAAUGAACAUUAAAUCUUUGAAAUUCGAUUUGAAAUAUAAAAUGACUGUAAAGUUUAAUCAUUGUUGAGUAACUGUGUUAAAGUAAAACUGAAUAAAACAACAACAUUAUAAUAAUUUAACAAUAUAUCAGGAUGCUUCAAUGUUAUUUAACUAAGUUUAAACUGUACAGUGAUUUUAUUUUAGUUAAGAUUGCAAAGAUUUAUUUUUCAUUUGAUUCAGUUUUGUGUAUCUUCAAAUUAAUAGGAAUUAAUAAAGUUAUAUAUUUUCCUUUUUCCUGUUUGGAAUUUAACUGAGGCUUUAAUUGUCAUUUGAAAGAGAUUUAUAAAGCAUAUAAAGAGUCCUCACUUUAGAUUAGGUCACAAAACUGCAUGAAGUUGAGUUAAUAAAGCAUUUAUUAACAAACAAACGAACUAUUAAUAUAUUCCUGAAUUAUAAGAUAUAUAAAUGUUAAUUUAAAUAGUUUAUUAAUCAUGUACUAACUCAUUCUGAAUAAUCUUUAAAAACCAGAAACUAGUCUCAAAUAACUGGUUUGUAAAUAAUGCAAUACUAUACAAUGCAGUUAUAAACUGCUUACUAACAUCUGUUAAUGUAGAAUUAAUGCUUAACAGAUGAUGAAUUCACUAUUUGCUAAUGCUUACUAAAUGAUUCAUAGUGUGGGGUUAUUACUAUAGUGUUACCGCUAUUUGAUAAAUCUGUUCUAUGAUUACUUUAAUGCAUAAUGGUAAACGCCAGCCAGUUGUUAUUUUGAUUUGAUUUGAAAACUGAUGUAAUACCAAAUAUAAAAUGCAUUUCAUUUAUUAAAAUUAGCAAAAAAAAAAAAAA
Danio rerio (zebrafish) is the source of this 4457-nucleotide messenger RNA. The record is from RefSeq and is a predicted model, not a curated record. NCBI's taxonomy places the organism in Eukaryota, Metazoa, Chordata, Actinopteri, Cypriniformes, Danionidae.